Molecule: messenger RNA, 3058 nt
Organism: Harpegnathos saltator (Jerdon's jumping ant)
Lineage: Eukaryota; Metazoa; Arthropoda; Insecta; Hymenoptera; Formicidae
Product: odorant receptor 13a
Exons: 7
Coding region: 610-2763 (717 amino acids)
Biological process (GO): sensory perception of smell; detection of chemical stimulus involved in sensory perception of smell
Cellular component (GO): plasma membrane
Molecular function (GO): olfactory receptor activity; odorant binding
Source: RefSeq, a predicted model, not a curated record
AGUUGAUUUACAAGGUACGUGCAACUUGCAGCUUUUAGUCUUUCACGGUAAAAGAAAUUGAUCAUAUGCGACUGGUAUUCGAGAUGGUAUUAAAAUUGCCACGUAAAAGCCACAUCGAGAGAAUAGUAUUAAGAAUCAGAUCAAACGAAUGUAGAAUUUUACACAAUUUACACGUAGGGAAAAGAGCGGACGAAUGGACGAAUUAAAUCUACAACAGCAGCGGUACCAAAUUGCCGAACUAAAAACACCGAGUCACACUUUAAAAAGUCACACAUUCGUAACGGCAGAAAAACGCAACGUUCUCCUGCCGUUUACGACAAAAAAAUACAUAACGUCCUAAUAGGUGUGCAAUCGAAAAGGAGGAUGCUUCCGUGGACGACAAUUUCGAAGGUAUCAUAUAGCCACAUGGAUCGUUACUCCGGACAAUUUCGCGUAAAAGCGAAUACUUUUCUACUUGCAAGCGCACUUUGCGGUAAUGCGUGCAUCAAGAGUGUAAAGGCCGUUUGAUGAGCGGAGACUUUGAGCUGAAUAAAAAAUGACUCGCCGCGACGAAGUAGCGAGCACACACCAUUGGUUAUUGGCGACAGUUACCGUCAUUACCUCGAAACAAUGACUAGCAGCCGACGGCAAAGGGACAUCGCGUACGCGACGACCCCUUUCAAAUUGUUAACGUGGCUCAAUGGGGUUUGGCCACUUGAAACUUCUACCGUUAACUCGUUAAUAAGAUGCAUCUUAGCCACUUGUUGCAUGAGUGCAGUAGUGAUGUUGCCUUCCAUCGAGCUGCAAAUGGGAUGCAACAACGCGGAGCAAAACGUGGACAGCUUCAUGUGCAUCUGUUGCGCAUUGCUCUCCAUAGUGAAGACCGUGUGUUUCCGCGUCUACGCGGACAACCUGAGCGUCGCUUACAACGCCGCGAUAGACGAUUACCUGACGAUCAAGGAUCCGGAACAGCGUAAGCUCAUGAGGAGAUUCGCUUUUAUCGGCAGAACGCUCUCCUGCUUCAUGGUGUGCUUCGCUUACUUCGCCUGCGUGGUCUACACGCUGAUCCCACUUCUGAGGGACGAGCCUGCUAGUCAGCUCAACGCGACGAACGAGGACACUGUAUUGGAGUACACGAUACCGUCGAGAUGCACCUUCGAGUACUUCCACGCCCCGACGAGCAUGUACAAAAUUAUCACCCUCUCCGAAUCUUUGAUGAUGGUACUCACGUGCACUUGCAACCACGGUAACGACUCCAUGUUCCUCAACAUCACGCUGCACGUGUGCGGUCAGGUGAAAAUUCUGAAGGCCGACUUCGUCGACAUUGACGUUACAAAUCCGCAUGUACACAGUCGCUUGAACGCACUGAUAGAGCGACACGGUCAUCUGGUGAGGUUGGGUAACAAGCUCGCCGACACGAUCAGUUUCAUAUUGCUGACGCAAUUAUUUAUCACCUGCAUACUCUUGUGCAUAAUGGGAUUCCAAUUCGUCUUGGCGUUGAAGCAGAAGGACGUAGUUAUGCUGGCGAAAAGCUGCAUGGUGCUCACUUCCUUUCUGAUGCAAAUUAGCGUCUACAGUUUCGUCGGGGAUUACUUCAAGGCUCAGAUGGAAGAAGUCGGGUUGUUUCUUUAUCAGAGCGCUUGGUACGGCCUCCCGACGAAGCUGACGAGAAUCCUGGCGUUCAUCAUCAUGCGUUCCCAAUCUCCCGUCAAACUGCAAGCUGGAAAUUUCAUCGUGAGUGCAGUAGUAAUCUUGCCUUCCAUCGAGCUCCAAAUGGGAUGCACCGACGCGGAGCUAAACGUAGACAGCCUCAUGUUCAUCUGUUGCGGACUGGUCUCCAUAGUGAAGACCGUGUGUUUCCGCGUCUACGCGGACAAGCUGAGCGACACUUACAAUGCCGCGAUAGACGAUUAUCUGACGAUCGAGAAUCCGGAACAGCGUAAGCUCAUGAGGAGAUUCGCUUUUAUCGGCAGAACGCUCUCCUGCUCCAUGGUGUGCUUCGCUUACUUCGCCUGCGUAGUUUAUACGCUGAUACCACUUCUGGGGGACGAGCCGACUAGUCAGUUCAACGCGACGGACGAGGACACGGUGUUGGAGUACACGAUACCGUCGAGAUGCACCUUGGAGUACUUCCACGCCCCGACGAGCAUGUACAAAAUUAUCACCCUCUCCGAAUCUUUGAUGAUGGCACUCACGUGCACUUGCAACCACGGUAACGACUCCUUGUUCCUCAACAUCACGCUGCACGUGUGCGGUCAGGUGAAAAUUCUGAAGGCCGACUUCGUCGACAUUGACGUUACAAAUCCGCAUGUUCGCAGUCGCUUGAACGCGCUGAUACAGCGACACGGUCAUCUGGUGAGGUUGGGCAAGAAGCUCGCCGACACGAUCAGUUUCGCUUUGCUGGCGCAAUUAUUUAUUACCAGCAUACUCUUGUGCAUAAUGGGAUUCCAAUUCAUCUUGGCGUUGAAGCGGAACGACGCAGUUAUGCUGGCGAAAAGCUGCGUGGUGCUCACUUCCUUUCUGAUGCAAAUUAGUGUCUACAGUUUCGUCGGGGAUUACUUCAAGACCCAGAUGGAGGAAGUCGGUUUGUUUCUUUACCAGAGCGCUUGGUACGGCCUCCCGACGAAGCUGACGAGAAACCUGACGUUCAUCAUCAUGCGUUCCCAAUCCCCCGUCAAGCUGCAAGCUGGAAAUUUCAUCGUGGUAAAUCUCGCAACCUAUAUGAGCAUCCUAAAGACCUCCAUUUCGUACCUGUCUGUACUUCGCGUAAUGGUGGACACGUAGAUCGUAACAUUAGCACAACGCAGGAGAGAAGAAAGAAAAUCUACUAGAGCAAAAUCAUAUAAAUCUGUCAGCUCGGAGUCGCGACUGAUGAAACGGGAAACUGCGGAUAGCAAGAGUUUAUAUAGUACAACGUUAUUUUAAUAAAAUCUCUAAUUGUAGUCGCAACGCAGCCGUCUAUUCGUGCCAAAUCAACUUCUCGCAUAGCAGAGUGCAAACGUAUGUACACUUAGAAAGCAGAAGAUAAAAAAUACGUCGAUGUGUCUUUGUUCCGAUAAAUAAAACCUUUCAAUACAGA